UUUUUUCCUUGUUCUUCAAAACUUUAUUUUAUUUUGUGUCAGAAUUAACCAUAAUUGAAGGGCUAAGAGGAGUAUAGGUAUGGUUUCUCCUAAUAGAGCACAGUAUCCACCUAUGGUCCGACAAGGCUCUUUGUAUAACCUCACAUUUGAUGAGGUUCAGAGCCAGUUGGGAAACACAGGGAAGUCUCUCCAUAGUUUGAAUUUGGAUGAGAUUCAUAAAACUGUGAUCUCAGCUGAAAGUGGACAACUGGUGCAAGACCCUUCAUCGGAUCAUUCAUUUAUUCUUGGAAACAUUGACUUGAAUGGAACAAUAAGCAACAAAACCGAUAUUGGCGAGGCUUGGAGGGGAAUGGUUCAACAACAGCACGUGAACAGGUCCAUGGACACCCACAUGCAGCAACCAAAUUUGGGUGAAACCCUAGAAAGUUUCCUAGCUCGUGCAGGUAUGCUUGAUGUAGGAGACCACGACAAUGUUAAUGUUAUUGAUGAUGCUCAACCCGUGAUGGGAAUUGAUCCAAUGGUGAUGCCUUCACAGCAUGAACAUUGGUUACAAAUGCAAAUUCCUGGCAUUAACAUCCACCAACAUCACCAUCGGGAGCAACAACAUCAACAAAUAAUUGGGUCGUGUCCGGAUUUCAAUGUUUCCAAGACAUUUUAUGAGAACCCAGUUAUGGAAAUGGGUUACUCAGAAAAUUCAGUGGGGAUUUCAAUGUCACCUGCGUAUUCAGAUUCCAAGAGUGCUGUGUUUGGGAAGAAUAGGUAUUCAGAUGAGGUGAUGGAAAAGACUAUUGAGAGGAGGCAGAAGAGAAUGGCAAAGAACAGAGAAUCUGCUGCAAGAUCAAGGGCAAAGAAGCAGGAGCACGUUAAUAAGUUAGAGAGAGAGAAGUUUCGCUUGCAGAAGAUGAAUAGCUCACUCAAAAAGCUAAAGGAAUUGGAUGCAGAGUUAUUUUCAGCUACAACUCUCACUCCAAGAUACCAACUACGGCGUACGAGCUCAACCACAUUUUAACGAACAUUGGUUAUUCUAAAUCGCAUUAGAUGUUCGUUAUUGUUUCAUCUCAUUUUUGCUUCAAUUCUUUAUCAGAGAAUAUACCAUUCUUUGCAAAACAAUAAUGAGUCUUUUGUGUUUUUUAUGGACUCCGAUCGACUAGUUCCGGCAGAUUCAACUGCUCAUUGCAGAAAAGUGGCUCGCUUAU
Cajanus cajan (pigeon pea) is the source of this 1196-nucleotide messenger RNA. RefSeq names its product ABSCISIC ACID-INSENSITIVE 5-like protein 3. Gene Ontology annotation, molecular function: DNA-binding transcription factor activity. Gene Ontology annotation, cellular component: nucleus. Lineage: Eukaryota; Viridiplantae; Streptophyta; Magnoliopsida; Fabales; Fabaceae. Gene Ontology annotation, biological process: positive regulation of DNA-templated transcription. The record is from RefSeq and is a predicted model, not a curated record.